AUGAAAUGGAGCUCUGUCAUUAGUAGCAAAUGCAGUACAUUGAGAAGAUGUUACACUCUAAGCAGGUCUACCGGGCUUAACAUGCAUACCAUGAAUAACAGGCUUAACACGUUUAACAUGCAUUCCAUGAAUAACAGGCUUAACACGUUUAACACUCUUAGUCCUGAGAAGCGGUUCUGUUCGCACAUUUGCUUCAAUGAUAACAAACAAAAUUUAAAAAAGUUCGCUAACUUAAAAAACAUUGAUCUGCGGAAAAAUGAAAAAACAAAUAAAAUUGAAAUUUUUGUGGAUGACAAAAUAUUAUUAACAAACAAGAAAAAUGUUUUUGCGUUGGAAAACUAUGAUUUGUGCUUUUUGAUAAAACUGGAGCUACUAAGAAAUAGAAAAGAAAUGGAAAUAUUAAAAAUGCCCUUAACAUUAUCUGUAAAUAAUCUUAUAGAUUUUAUAAAUUUAAAAGAAGGAGAACACAAAACAUUGGAAGGGUCUAAUUACAAAAGGGAGCUCUACCAUAUAGAAGAGGAGGGGGAGCCGAACAAGAGAACGCCUCUUCAAUUUUUUGAACAGGGCAAGGUUAUUUGCAGAAGUAAAAAUGAAGUGGGAGAUGAAAAAAUGAAUAUAGGGAAGAGAAGUAGCAACAGCAGUAACAGUAGUAACAGCCAUGGAAACAUCGAAAGUAAGGCCCAAAUCAGAAUGAACUCCUUCGAAAUAGAAAGAAUUCUUAUGGAAAAUAAAAUUUAUGAACACUUUAACAAUGAUUUAAUAUUUUACGGGAACAACGAAAUAAACAUUUUAGACACACACAGAGAAAAAGAGGAUUUAGAAAAAAAUAUAAAUUUGCCAAGUAGUCUUAAUUAUGUGGAAAAUUAUAAAAUAAAAAAUUUAUAUAAGGAAGAAAAUACUGUUUAUAACAAAUUUAUAAACAUUUUUGAACGCAUUCAUCAAGUAAAAUUAAAUAUUGCGAAAAAUUUUGAAACACCUGAACAAGAUCAAAAUGUUCAGAAAAAAAUGAAGAAUUUAAUUAAAAACCUGAACGAUUCAGAAGUUUUUAUUUUUUACAAAUGCUCACAAAUUUUACAUUCUUUUAUAUUUACCUAUUUAUUUUUGAAUAACUAUGUAGAUUAUAAAGAAGCAUAUCGUUAUUGUAAUUUAGAAUAUAUAUAUCAAUAUUUUAAAUGGGGAUACGUGUUUGAUGUAAACAGUGAAAAGGACGCGAGCACGCUACUGCGCCUCUCCUCCUUGCGCUUGAUUAACAAAAUUAUAAAUGGGCAAGCGCCGAAAUGUAGCUAG
Messenger RNA from Plasmodium malariae, 1287 nucleotides. It is a transcript of the gene ATP12, whose product is annotated as ATP synthase mitochondrial F1 complex assembly factor 2, putative. Gene Ontology annotation, cellular component: mitochondrion. The transcript has a single exon. The record is from RefSeq and is a predicted model, not a curated record. Bases 1 to 1287 code for a protein of 428 amino acids. Gene Ontology annotation, biological process: mitochondrial proton-transporting ATP synthase complex assembly. NCBI's taxonomy places the organism in Eukaryota, Apicomplexa, Aconoidasida, Haemosporida, Plasmodiidae.